ACCGGUUGUUACUUCCGGGUUUUUACAAACGCCGCCUCUGUCAAAGCUCGCAGGAAGAAAACCGGGAUUCUUCGUGUUAAUGUCGCGUUAAGGCGUCUUCUACUCUGCGGGAAGUGUGUUUUUAGGUUGUGGGCUCCUCUCGGAGUUGUACUUUGCGGCUUUCGGGGAUGCUAAGCUGCUAUGCUAGCUCUGCUGCGCUCAUCAGGCUGAAGUGAAGAAGAAGAAAAAGAAAAAUGUCCUGGGAGCGGAAGACGAGCUGGGUCCUGAGCGGAGCUACCGUGGCGUGUGUCGCUGCUCUGUAUGUGCCCUGCGUGCAGAGGACCGUCCCCGGUGGAGACUCAGGAGAGCUGAUCACCACUGCUUGUGAGCUGGGGGUGGCCCAUCCUCCGGGAUACCCGCUCUUCACGCUGCUGGCCCGCCUCUCCAUCCUGCUGCUGCCGUCGCUCCCUCCGGCUCACAGCGUCAACCUGAUGAGCGCCGCCCUGGGGGCGGCGGCCUGCGGCGGCCUCUGCCUCACCGUCUGCAGGCUGGCAGGUCCGGGCCCCGGGGCCGUCCUGGCCGGGGGCCUCUUCGCCGUGUCCCGGCUCAGCUGGCAGUGGUCCAUGGUGGCGGAGGUCUUCGCCCUCAACAACCUGUUUGUGGCGGCCGUCUUCUUCCUGGCGGCCAGCUUCCACAGGGCCGGGAGCGCCGCGCAGAGGAGGAAGGCCGCCCGGUGGGGGGCGCUCUGCUGCAGCCUGGGCCUCUGCAACCAGCACACCCUGGUGCUGUACGUGGCGCUCGUCAUUCCCUGGGCGCUCCACAGACUGCACUCUCACAAGGAGCUCUCUCUCCGUGGCCUUGUCUCUCUGGGACUGUGUUUCCUCGCCGGCUUCCUGCCAUACGCCUACCUCCCCGCCUCCUCCCACAUCAACGCCGCCCGCUGGAGCUGGGGGGACCAGACCACCCUGUCCGGCCUGCUCGUGCACCUGCUGAGGGCCGAGUACGGCACCUUCAGUCUGGCCAAGUCUGGAAACUCGGUGAACGUGACCACGAUGCUACAGGCCCAGUUGAACCACUGCCUGGCAGACCUUUCACCUCCGGUCCUGAUCCUGGCGGGAACCGGCCUCGUCCUCUCCUCGUGGGACAGGGCGAGCCGCUCGGUGUCCUGGCUGCUGGCCGCCAUGCUGCUGCUCUACUCGCUGUUCUUCUCCUGGAGAGCCAACCUGGACGUCGGCAGGUCUCUGCUGCUGGGAGUGGUGGAGCGGUUCUGGCUGCAGGGCGACGCCGCGGUGUGUGUGCUGGCGGGCCUGGGCCUGAGCCGGACUCGGGCGGCGCUGGAGAGGAGGCUGGGCCGCGGCGGGCUGUGGAAGACCGCCGGCUGGACGCUCACCGCGGCUCUGCUGGCUCACCUGGGCCGCGGCAGUCUCAGGGAGUGCGACCUGAGCGGGAACAGCGUGGUGGAGCGCUUCGGCAGGGAGAUUCUGGCCGCCGCCCCCCCGGACGCCAUCAUCCUGACCAGAGGAGACCUUCCCGGGAACGCCAUGCGGUACUUGCACUACUGCCGGGGCGCGAGGCCCGACGUGCGGCUGGUCGACCAGGAGAUGAUGACGUACUCCUGGUAUGUGGCCCGGCUGGCUCGGCACCACCCCGGGGUCCGCUUCCCCGGCCGCCGCUGGGACCCGGCCCGCCCCGAGGACGAGGACACCUUCAGCCUGGAGCAGUUUCUGUCCCACAACACCGGGAGGCCCGUGCUGGCCUGCAUCGGGCUGAACGAGGGCGAUCCCAGCUGGGAGCGCAGCUUCUCCCGCUGGCCCCUGGGUGUGUGUGACUACCUGGUGCCGGUCCAGACCCAGUUCCACCCCGAGGAGUGGAGCCGCCGCACACACAACCUCUACAACUGGAGCGAGCCUCACAACAGUUUCCACCCUUCGUCCUGGGAGCGCGUCGCUAACGAGGAGAUGUGGCAGGCCAGGAUGAAGACGGCUUUCUUUCUGUUUGACCUGGCAGAGAGGAUGCAGGGAGAGGGGAGAGCGCGCCUCUUUGAGCUGUCUUACACCCUGUAUAAAGAGAUUGUGGAGGCCCACUCGGACUACCCCCCCAACUGGGACAAGAACCUGGCGCUGGCCUGCGAGAGGCUGCUGCGCUCGGGCCACCCGGGCUACAGCGCCGACGGCCUGCUGGCCUGCAGCGUCCGGCACUUCAGCCUCUACCUGCAGAAAGACGCCUCGGACCCCCAGACCCCCGCCAUCCGGGCGGCCGUCAGCCGCCUGCAGCAGGAGAGGGACGGGCUCCGCCGGACGCCGUGACCGGAAGACGGCGAUCCGUCGCCCGUCCAGCCAGAGUCCCAGAGUCCCGCGCUACUCCUCCAGGAUGUGCGCCGACGCCAAACCAUUACAGGGAAAUCGGCGCCGCAGUGCGAUCCUCUGGUCCAGUAAAGACGGACUUCCCUUCCCCACCGUCAUGUUUCCACAAUCGGACUUCAGGAAGUCUGGACUGACCUCAAUUGAGCUCUGCAUGCUUCCUUAAAACUCUAUCGUUACAUCUUCCUCUCUUUUUUUCUUUUCCCGCUCUCGGAGCUUCUAACGUUGUGAUUAUUUCGCCUCGGCUCCUGCUCCACUUCUCUCUUUCUCACAUUUGGACGGCGGGGCCGAGAUUGAGGGAAACCCAAUUUUGGGGCAGAAAUGGGGGAUUAGAGCGGCUGUUUAAUCUAGGACAGCCUUGCUCUGUGCCACGCAGUCCUCACUUCACACCGCCCCCCCCCCCCCCCCCCCCACUGCCCCCCACCCCCGUCCUUCUAUCAGUCCAUCUUAGAUGGUCCUUUAAAUGUUUCGAACUAAUGGAUUCCAUGAGUGUUUUUCUCCUGCUUCCUAACAGGAGGCCGGUAAUCCCCGGUGGAUUUAUACGAAAUGUGAAAUGUCACAAUGCCAGGGACCCUUUUAGAGGUGCGUCUGUGUGAACAUGCUUAAAUCUGCACUCAAGCCCUCCUCCCUGCCAGAGCCGCACAUAAACCUAUUCGAUAAAGCGAUCGAGGAGAAGGCCGAGGGCGGCGGACGGGGCUGCGUCCACCCCGUCUCUGGAAGUCUUUCUCGGGAUCCGACUCGCGUUAGCCUCCAUGCUAAUGAGCCGGAAUUUACUCUGCAAAAGGUCAACACGAGCUUUGUGGGACAGCGCUGAAGGAGUCUGCGGCUGGAGAUACAGCGGCGGACAGGAAGUGAACGAGCACUUCUCUCCCGAUGUGAAGGAAUGAAUGAUGCAGACGGGAAACUGUCCGUCUGCCUCACAGGUGAACCUUUUCAAUAA
Messenger RNA from Salarias fasciatus (jewelled blenny), 3279 nucleotides. It is a transcript of the gene tmem260, whose product is annotated as transmembrane protein 260. Lineage: Eukaryota; Metazoa; Chordata; Actinopteri; Blenniiformes; Blenniidae. The transcript has 16 exons. Bases 234 to 2285 code for a protein of 683 amino acids. The record is from RefSeq and is a predicted model, not a curated record.